AAUGUCUCAAAAAAAAAUUUCGAACAACAUAGCAUCAGCAUUGUCUAUUAAAGGCUAUAAUGUCACCGGAUCUCAGUGCCUUUCAAAAUUUCAUGGAAUGAAAAGAACUUAUAAAUCUAUAAAAGAUCACAAUGUUAAAUCAGGCAAUAAUCCAAGAUCAUGGCCCUAUAUGGAGGUCAUGGAAUCUCUGCUUGAUGAACGACCUUUCAUGUUGCCACUAGCAAUAGCCUGUUCAAGUUACAUUAGUUCUAAUCGCUCUACAUCUAAUAACACAUCAAGUACUUCGUCCAAAGAAAAUACAUCAAAAAUUGCUGCAUCAAUUAUUCAAAGUCGAGAAUUGGCUGAGAAAAACAGAGAGCAGAGACACAAAGAGAAAAUGGAAUUUCGAAAAGAAAUGCUGGAUAUCAUGAAAAAAAUGUUAGACAAAUAG
Pogonomyrmex barbatus (red harvester ant) is the source of this 430-nucleotide messenger RNA. RefSeq lists its product as uncharacterized. NCBI's taxonomy places the organism in Eukaryota, Metazoa, Arthropoda, Insecta, Hymenoptera, Formicidae. The record is from RefSeq and is a predicted model, not a curated record.